AGUGAAGGGUUCUCUGAGCUGAGACCUAAAUGACAAGAAGAAUCAGCAGAGAAAGUACCAAGCACGAGGAACAGUCCUUAUGCAAGGAACACGCGAGUGGGGUGGGUAGCUAACAGCACAGGAGAAUUUGGCGACUGAACAGAAAGGCCUUUGUGGCCGUAUCUUAACGAAUAUGUGUGAUGCGGUCCCCGUUAGGGAGGGAAUUUUGCUUUUAUUCUCAGUCCAAUUCUAAGUCCAUUGCAAAUUCUAAAGACAGGUUGGGAAGUAGGAAAUGUAAUGCAAUUGUCAUUUUAAAAUACAAUACUGUGUUUCGAUCUUCUUUGAAUCUAAUUUAUAAUUCUAGUGUUGAUCAAAAAACAUCCCGCCGUUCCUGUUUGCUCAGGCUGUUUGUGCGCUCCAAGAGGCUUGUUUGCACGCCCUGCUGUUGACAGCCUCCGAGCUUGUGACAGUUGGCAGGCGCACUGGGGCGCAGCGAGAGCCAAGUCUCUGCAGGGGCCGGGGCUGCUGGCGGGAGCGCAGAGGCCUCCACGGAAAGGGUGUCGACGGUGUCGGGUUAGAGGAGAGGAAUAAGGAAGCGGGCGCGGACGAGCAUCGUCGGAGCUGAGAGGGCCCCAAGCUUGCAGGGGCUGCUCGGAUUUGGCCCCGGAGAGAAGGACGCGGCGGUAGGGGCCACGGCGUGAGGGUCGGGAGCACAGGCGGCGAAGACAGCUUCUAAGGCCUAGUGUCCCCAGCCCCAGCCGCCGCACCCCAGGAAACCGCAAGUGUUGAUUUAGGGCGGGGAUCGCGAGGGCCUCAGCCCUUUCCUGUAGUCCCUGCGGGCCCGGACCGGGUGAUCUUGGCCGGGUUUUGCUAUCCGCUUAUAUUCGGAGCCUCAACCUAAGGACAGGACCUGGGCGUCCCCGCCCCCGCGACGUCCCAGUUCCAGCGCAGUUCCAGGGCUGGGCCUGCUCCCCAGCUACCCGAACCGAGCCGACAAGGUCUCCGGGCAGCCUACGCUUCGCGGUCCAGAGGCGACUGUGCCCUCAGGCCGCGGCCUCAGUGGCACCUCAGCGAGGCCGCUUUUCGCCGCGCCCAACAGACGAACUACUCUUUAGCGGGGCGCCAUUUGAGGCACAGCGUGGCGUUUUCACGGUCGCGUGUUUUCUGUUUGCUUUCCAUUUUUGAGACGUCAGCUCUCCGGGACUGUGCUUUGCAGGGACACUGCGGGUGUUGCGGCACGCAAAGCCCAACGGAAUGCAGCGGGAUAUCACCUAGCCAGAAGAAGUGAAAGCGCUUCGGACUCGGCGGCUUCACGUCUGGGGCACUUCCGGGGGGCGGGCCUUAACAUGGCCCCGCCCCCAAGCCCUCCAGAGUUGGGCGGCGCUCAUCGCUUCGCCUCCCUCUCCCUUUCUGCAGCGGUCGGGAAAACCCGGCACGGCGUAACCAGAGUGGCGGAGCGGCGUCGCCCCUCGCGCACCUCCCCGGCAGCCCCGGGCGGCCGCGCUGGGCAUGCUCAGUCGGCAGGGCCGCUUCAGCUCUUUGAGUAGGAAGCUUGGGCGCUCGCGCCGAGCGGAGCCGCGAAGGGGGGAAGAUGGAGCCUUUCACCAAUGAUAGACUUCAGCUCCCCAGGAAUAUGAUUGAAAACAGUAUGUUUGAGGAAGAACCAGAUGUGGUGGAUUUAGCCAAAGAGCCUUGUUUACAUCCCUUAGAGCCUGAUGAAGUGGAGUAUGAACCCCGUGGCUCCCGACUGCUGGUGCGAGGUCUUGGUGAACAUGAGAUGGAUGAAGACGAAGAGGAUUAUGAGUCAUCUGCAAAGCUGCUGGGCAUGUCCUUUAUGAACAGAAGCUCUGGCCUUCGGAACAGUGCAGCUGGCUACAGGCAGGGUAUGGAGGGGGCUUGUUCGGUACCCUCUGCAAGGACCUUGGUGAUCUGUGCUUUUGUCAUUGUGGUUGCCGUUUCCGUCAUCAUGGUGAUUUACCUACUGCCUAGAUGUACCUUUACCAAAGAAGGCUGCCAUAAAAAAAAUCAAACAAUGAGACUAAUUCAGCCACUUGCAACAAAUGGGAAGUUAUUUCCAUGGGCACAACUGAGGCUUCCUACUGCCGUUAUACCACAACGCUAUGAACUUGACUUACACCCAAACUUAACUUCAAUGACAUUCAGGGGUUCUGUGACAGUUUCAGUUCAGGCUCUUCAAGCCACAUGGAAUAUCAUUCUUCAUAGCACAGGUCACAAUAUUUCAAGAGUGAUGUUCAUGUCAGCAGUUUCAAGCCAAGAAAAACAAGUUGAAGUCUUGGAAUAUCCAUAUCAUGAACAAAUUGCCAUUGUUGCCCCAGAAGCCCUUCUACCAGGUCACAAUUAUACCUUGAAGAUAGAGUAUUCAGCAAAUAUAUCUAGUUCGUACUAUGGGUUUUAUGGCAUCAUUUACAAAGAUGAAAGUAAUGAGAAAAAGUACUUUGCAGCAACUCAGUUUGAACCGCUGGCAGCAAGAUCUGCUUUUCCUUGUUUUGACGAACCAGCAUUUAAAGCCACAUUUAUCAUCAGGAUCACAAGGGAGGAGCAAUACACUGCUUUAUCAAAUAUGCCUAAGAAAUCCUCAGCACUUGUGGGAGACGGACUUCUUCAGGAUGAGUUUUUUGAGAGUGUGAGGAUGAGCACCUACCUGGUUGCCAUCAUUGUAGGCGAGAUGAAGAACCUGAGUCAGGAUGUAAAUGGAACUCUGGUUUCUAUAUAUGCUGUACCAGAAAAGAUUGGUCAAGUUCACCAUGCCUUGGAAACCACAGUGAAGCUUCUUGAAUUUUAUCAGAACUACUUUGAAAUUCAGUACCCACUUAAAAAAUUGGAUUUGGUGGCCAUUCCUGAUUUUGAAGCAGGAGCAAUGGAAAAUUGGGGCUUACUCACCUUCCGGGAAGAGACACUUCUAUAUGACAAUAACACUUCUUCAGUGGCGGAUAGAAAACUGAUUACUAAAAUCAUCGCUCAUGAGCUGGCCCACCAGUGGUUUGGCAAUCUAGUAACAAUGCAAUGGUGGAACGAUCUGUGGCUAAAUGAAGGUUUUGCAACGUUUAUGGAAUAUUUCUCUUUGGAAAAAAUAUUCAAAGAGCUCUCUAGUUAUGAAGAUUUCUUAGAUGCUCGAUUUAAAACCAUGAAGAAAGAUGCUUUAAAUUCAUCUCGUCCAAUAUUAUCAUCUGUUCAGUCUUCAGAACAAAUUGAAGAAAUGUUUGAUUCUCUUCCCUAUUUUAAGGGAGCUUCUCUCUUGUUGAUGCUGAAAACUUACCUUAGUGAAGAUGUAUUUCAACAUGCUAUUAUUCUUUACCUGCAUAAUCAUAGCUAUGGAUCCAUUCAGAGUGAUGAUCUGUGGGACAGCUUCAAUGAGGUUACAAACAAAACAUUAGACGUAAAGAAAAUGAUGAAAACAUGGACCCUGCAGAAAGGAUUUCCUUUAGUGACUGUUCACAGGAAAGGAAUGGAACUUUCUAUAAAACAAGAGAGAUUUUUCUUGAGUAUGAAACCUGAAAUCCAGUCUUCAGAUGCAAGCUACCCGUGGCAUAUUCCAAUAUCCUAUGUAACUGAUGGAAAAAAUUAUUCAGAGUAUCGAGCAGUAUCAUUAUUGGACAAGAAAUCAGGUAUCAUCAAUCUCACAGAGCAAGUGCACUGGGUCAAAGUCAAUGCAAACAUGACUGGCUAUUACAUUGUACACUAUGGAGAUGAUGACUGGACAGCACUCAUCCAGCAGCUGAAAAGGAACCCUUAUGUUCUGAGUGACAGAGACCGAGCCAACCUCAUCAACAACAUCUUUGAACUUGCAGGCCUAGGCAAGGUGCCCCUUCAGAGGGCCUUUGAUUUGAUUGAUUAUCUUAAAAAUGAGAGCCAUGCCGCACCCAUCACUGAAGCCCUGUUCCAGACAGGACUCAUCUUUCACCUUCUUGAAAAGGUGGGGCACGUUGAUCUGGCCUCGAGACUGGUGGCCAGGGUACAUACAUUACUUCAAAACCAAAUCCAACAACAGACUUGGACUGAUGAGGGCACCCCAUCCACCAGAGAGCUUCGCACAGUCUUGCUGGAAUUUGCUUGUACCCACAACCUGGAGAACUGCAGCGCUGCUGCCAUGAAACUGUUUGAUGAGUGGGUGGCAUCUAAUGGAACUCAAAGCCUACCUACUGAUGUUAUGACAGCUGUGUUCAAAGUUGGAGCAAAAACUGAUACCGGCUGGUCAUUCCUCUUAAGCAAGUAUGUUUCUCUAGAGUCUGAAGCCGAGAAAAACAAAAUACUUGAAGCUCUUGCCAGUUCAUCAGAUACAAGGAAACUUUACUGGUUAAUGAAAAGUAGCCUUGAGGGAGAUACCAUCCGAACACAGAAGUUGUCAUUUAUCAUUAGGACAGUGGGCCGAAGUUUUGCUGGACACUUGUUGGCAUGGGAUUUUGUCAAAGAAAACUGGGAUAAGCUUGUACAGAAGUUCCAUCUGGGAUCCUAUACCAUACAAAAUAUUGUUGCUGGAUCAACUCACCUGUUUUCAACGAAGGCACAUUUUUCUGAGGUCCAGGCAUUUUUUGAAAAUCAGUCAGAGACAACCUUUCGGCUUCGGUGUGUCCGGGAGGCUUUGGAAGUCAUUCAGUUGAAUAUUCAGUGGAUGGAGCAGAACCUGAAAACUUUGACAUUGUGGCUGUAGCAUGCGAAACACCUCAUCUUGUCACCCAUUCGGAGAGCUUGUGAACUUGGGCUCUGCUGCUUUUGCAAAAACUGAGGUGAAUCCAGGAUGGCUGCCAAGUUGUUUGCAUUCAUAGGAGUUAUAGUUAGCUCAGGGCCCGACUGUGUUUUUCAUCUAUCUUUCCUGAAAUGUCUUUAGACAGUGUGUAUUUAUUACAUUAUAUUCACCUAUAUGCUAGUCAUCUACAAAAUCAAUAUUUUUUCAACCUUGAGGAAAUACCAAUGGGGGAAAACUGGUUUGGGAACUAUUCUAUUUCUCAGGAUUUGGAAAAUUACCCAUACAGUGAAAUAAGGAAAGAUCUACCACGCCAGCCACCAUCUUUGCAAGAUGCUGACCUGUCAGCUGUUCGUUGCUUCAUAUUGGUAGAUGCUGUUGGAAUGCGGUACAAAUUUAGCCUUGAAAAGUACUGGAAUGAAGACUUUGAAAUAUCCAACGGUAGAGAACUGAUCUCAGGUGUGCAGAUCUACUUGCAUUUGGGGUUUUGAAUAAUCCUUUAUUUUCUGAGAAAACUUUAAAUAAUACCUGUAACAAUUAUAUUUUUUCCUGCAGAAUAGCCAGGUGCUAUGGAAUUUUUAAAUUUUUUGUUGUAUUGAAUAACUAAAUAAGCAGGCCACAAAGUUAAAUUGUGCAAAUGUUUAAUACUUUAUUCUUUAUAUUGUAUCAUUUUACCACAGGAGAAUAUUCCAAACUGAGUUAAUUGUAAUUACUUUUUUCCUUCAAAAAUGCCAGUAUUCCCCCACAUCUGAAAUGGUCAUUACUCGUGCCCUAGAUUGACUUCGUUAUAAAUAAGUAUUUGUGGUAAACAUUCUAUAAACACUGGUAUUUUUUGUCAUAGCCUUUUGUCUUCACAGAUUGUAGACACUUUUUCUCCCAAUCACAUCCUUCUGUAGAUUUUCACUUUAUAUGAUACAGUGGCAUAUUAGAAGUAUAUUUUAAAAUAGGGCCUUUGAAAAAUUACAGAAUUUUAUUUGAAGUUCACCAUAAUACCUUACAGAAGCAAAGGAGACUGUGGAAUACAAGUAAUUUGAAUUUACGUUUAAUAUGGUGAGCUCUGAGUUUUUUCCACUAUUAAAAAUAUACUUUUCUUUGGUUGAAAACAAAAUCAUAGUCUUUCUUUUAUUGUGGCCAAACUAGCAUUACAUGGAGUGGCCAAAAAAGAAGGAAAAAGGAAAGAAGAUAUCCAAAAUCAUACGACAUUUUUAUUCCUUCUGGAGGAAAAAUACUGUACUUGAAUUUUUUGAGCUAUGCAGACCUAUAUCUAGAUUGUUGUGUUUCUUUGUUUCUUAGACGUUUUCUUCCUAAAAACUCUUGAGAACUUUAUAUUUUGUUUAAAAUAGUGUCUAUGUACAUAAAAAUUGGAGUUAUUCAUUUAUGAGCACUUAAAAUACUCCACAGAGUCAGACAAUGGGAAAGGUCACUUUUUUUAUUCAGCAGAUGUAUGUGGGGUUGUGUAUAAAAUUGUAUUUUAUUUUAUGAAAAUAUUUUUAUAUAACAGUUUAAAAGGCUAUCAAACUAAAAGUCUGCUUUAAUCCUAGUGUGUUUUCCCCUAGCUUUAUCUUUUCUAAACAUUUUUCCCUCUGUUUUUGAGUAGAAAAUAUAUCCUGAGGAUCAUAGAAUCAUUUAUAGACAUUAAAACUGAGGUGAUAAUAGACCUUUACUCCUCUAAAGCUUUGGUAAGUGAAUGAUGAUUAAGUAGAUACUGAAAGUUAAUGUGUUUUUGUAUUUUCUGAGUGAGAGAGAAAUACUAAAUUUUUGAGGUUUUUUUUUUUUUACCAUGUUAUAGUGCGAAUUUCCACUUUAAUGCAGAAUUUAAAUUUUGCUACUUUUCAAAAUCAUUUAAGAUUCUUUAUUUUUACGGUCCAUCUUUACAUUACUUUUAAAAUAUGUUAAUUCUGCAUAUGGCAAAUCUUGUCUUAAAUUAUAUAAUUUUUCUGUAUGUGUGUGUACGAAAGAGAGUUGUGUGUGGGGGGGGUGGUAUGGGGUGUUAGAAGUAAAACUUCAUCAAAACAUGUGCUAAAAAGGGUAACUCAUGAUCCAUUGCUAUCUUUAUACUCAAAGGCUGUUCAUUCCUAUGGUACUGGAUAGGUAAUUGCAGUUUUAGUUGUGUAUUGCCCUUCAAUUAUUUGUACUUUAGUAGACCUCAUCUACAUUUUUUCCACACAAUUCUGUUUAAUGUCACACUCAUCUAUUUAUAUAGGACCUCCUGAAACUAAGUCUUAAAUUAUGAAUAUAAAGUUAAGUAAAAGGUAGAACUUACAGUAACUGUGUUGAUAGUUUUCAUAUUUUCUUCUCAAAAACGUUCUGUUGUGCAUAUGUAUGUGGGAACUCAGAUUGAAGCACAGAAGUCAAAGUAUGCUUUUCAUACAAAGCACACAGAUUCUUGCUACAGUUGAGUACUUGAAUGUCUUACUUAAAUAAGUUUUCUGUUCAUUACAGAGAAAUGGUCUAUAAUAUGAAUGUAAUAUAAAAGGUACACCAGAUAAUUAGGAAAGAUAGAAUUGGAAAUCUAGAAUUACAGAAAAAAAACUUAGGCUUUGGAGAUUUGAAAGGUUAUAAAAGUAGAAAUUGGAAGAGUCCAGUUUGUUUUGUUAAAAUGAAAACUAUUAGAUAUAUAGAUAUAUUAAUCUGUAAAUAGUGACAGCUUCCAUUAUAAGCUUGUGCUUUUAUCUUGUUUUAUUUGUCUCUUCAAAUGAAAUUGUGCUGUCAUUGUAUCAGUGUGCAAACUUUCUAUCAUCAGUUGUAUUUAAGUUCUAAUUUUUCUUUAACAUUAACUGUUUUCAUUUCUAUGGGACUUAAGCUACUGUAAGAACAAAGGAGCCAUCAAAAGAGUCCUAAGUACAGGCAGCAAAUCAAGCUGCUUCACUGUAAUUGGGUACCAAAUAGAAUCCUUUCUGGAUAUGUAUUGAGAAAUAAGACAUUAAAAUUAAGAGCUCAGUUUGUUACAUUGCUGAUAGCCUGUUACUGAAUUGGCUUUUAAAAGAGUGUAUUCAGCUUACAGCAUCUGGAACCGUAGUCCACAGUCAGGUUUCUGAACAUUUACGUAAUUGCCAUGCAUUUCAUGGAGCUGCAGGAAAGGUAUAAUGCAUCUCAGAUGUGUUGUCACCAAGCACAGCAGUUCCUGGGCUGAACUGCACAACCCAAGCUGGGUUUGAUUACGCAGCCUGUGGAAGAGCUGGGCUUGUGCGGCUGUGCGCCUCUCCUCACCGUUGCCUUCAUUACAGGUUUUUAUUGGGAUUAACUCACUUGUUAAAAAGCUUCCCUCUCACAUUUGUGUAUUUUUAAACUAAGGUAGACAUUUUUUCAGGGUUUUGUGUUCUUUUCUUUUGUGCUUCAUUCUCCGCAUUGACAAGGACUAAAUGCAAAAGGUCUGACAGGAUGAUAAGCCUCCUCUUCCCGCUUUCUCUUACAGGUCACAGGGGCAGUCAUUAGUAGAACAGCUGAGGAUUUUUUUUUUUUGAGUUUUUCUUGAGGGGGGAUUUUUUAAAACUGUACAUAUGUGGAUUUAGAUGUUUUUACAAUUCUUCUAUAAAUUGUGUCCUAAUAAGUGAAAUACUGUCUAAUGAAAAUCUCCCCUUUGUAUGUCACCGGUUACAGGCAAUAGUUACAAAGUAGUUACAGAUUGGUUUUCAUUUUUUGAAAGGAGGCAGUUGUGUUGGGAAGACAACUUCUUUUAAAAGUGUGUGCAAAUGAUUUUGCUCCUAUGGUGUGAGUGUUGCUUUGCUUUGGACUUCCCCAGUCUUGUGGACAUGCAUAUAACCCUGGGCAGUCCACAGGGUGGCCUUGUGGCGUUCACCAGGCUUCUUACUGCUGCAUGGACAGAACUAACAGAGCAGUCACAGCAGCUGUUGUUUUCAUCUGGCUUGAGGAAUUAGGUUGUCUGCCAUUCUUUCAAGUGUAUGUAAAUGUUCUGCCCCUUCUUAAUGUUUCAUUUUAUUCUUGUUUCUUUCAUGGAUGCAUGCAUACUUAAUGAAAAUUGGGGUCCAGAGAAUGGCAUAUCUCUUCCUUUAUCGCCUCUUUAGGUAAUAGAUCAUAGAUGAGUUUUGUUUGGAUGUAGGAGAGAGUGAGAAUGUCCUUGGUAUAGAUAAACACACUUGCUACUACAUUAUCCCUCUCAUGGCUGUGAAAGUACCUAGGGAAAUGUAGAGGUCUGUAUGCCUGACAGUUGCUCCUCCUCCCUCACCUCUGCUGCCUUGGAGGCAGUAAAUAAUUGAGUCUUAAGGGGUGGGCAGAAGAGAUGGGGGAAGCAGGAAAGUAUGUUUAAUGUUUGUAUUUAUGUACAUAAAUGUUCUUAGUGCUAUAUUGUAUUAAUUCUUGGGUACCCAGAGGAAGGUACCUAAUUGAAACAUAGAGUUCCCGAUGUAUAACAAGUCUCCCCUUCUGCCUUUCCCUUAUUUGCCUCUUUGGGCAAUACCUUCUAGAGUAGCUCAAGUUUCUUGCAAGAGUAGAAAAGUGGUUGCAGAGUAAGAAUAAAAUACUUUUAAAAUGUAUAUACAUGUUUUUAUAGUUUUUUCUUUACUUCAUAUCUGUCCUUUACAUGGAUAUAUGAAGAAAAUUGAGGAUCAUUCUAUGACAAGUCUCCUCUUCUCCUCUUCCCUAUACUGCCUAUGUGGGCAGUGUCUAGUAGAGUAGUUGAUAGUUUCAGGGCUUGUGUGAGUGUUGGGUGUAUGCUUUUUUAAAUGUAUGUGUGUGUUUUUACUUCUGUUGGAGCAUCUUUUGGGUGCCAGUCCUUCCUUGGACUGUGGCUUCCUGAUGAACUGUAGAGCUCCAGAUGUGUAACAGCCUCCUUUACUCCCUCUUCGUUUUGAUCUGUGUGAGCAAUAGUUUUAAAAUACUUUGAGUUUUUUUAAGUUGGGGUGGCUAAUAGAAUGUGUGCAUUUUUAAAAAUGUGUAUAAUUGUGUGUGUGUGUGUGUUACUAGUUACUUCAUUUUGUACCGAGUCCUUUGCGUGGACAUAGAGGUACCUAAAGAAACAUGGAGGUCCGGAUGUAUGAAAAUCUCCUCUUUUCCCCUUUCCUUAUUGCCUCUAUGGGCAAUAGUUGUACAGUAGCGUAGAUUUUUUAAAACUUCACUCAUCUAGAAAAACCAGGUAUGUACUUCUGUAUCUGUAUAUAAAUGCUUUUGCUCCUUUUUUCUGGCACUUCAUUUUGUACCUAGUCCUUCCUGUGGGCACUUAGUACAUAAUGAAAACUAAGGUUCAUUCUAUGAAAAAAUCCCACUCUUCCCCUUCCCUUAUUGCCUGACUGGGCAAUGGCUAGUAGAAUAGUUGUUUGGGUUUCUUUGUCAAGGAUUGGGGUGGGGAUUUGGGGCUCGUGUUUUUUUAGUGUAUAUAAAAAUGUGUUACUUUUUUCAUUAUUUCACUCCCAAACAUGUUUUUCCUUUAAACUUUUAGGUAUCAAAUGUAAUGAGCGGCUUGGACCCAGAGGUGUGGUCCAGCUUUUUCCCUUCUCCUGUACCCUGGGUACAUAGGGGAUAGUGUGUGAUUACUGCAGGACUUGAUUUGUGUUUUUAGUUUUUUUUCAGUUUUUAAUGGGGAAUUUCUUUGUUAGAAAAUAUUUAUAUUUCAUUACAUAUGUAUAUAUUAAACUAAAAUGUGUGUACAUAUAUAUUUUUGCCCUUUUUGGGCAUUAAUUUCAUUUUGAAUUUAGUCUUUUGCAUGACUGUGUAGGUAGCUAAUGAACAUUGAGAUUGAUUCUAUGAAAAAUCUCCAAUACUCCCCAUUCCUGAUUGCCUGCUGGGCAAUGAUAGAAUAGAUGUCUGAUUUCUUUUUGGGAUGCAGGUCUUGGUUGUAUGCAUAUAUGUUUUUCAAUGUAUAUAAAUAUUUGCUAUAUUCUGUGUGUUAUUUCUUGUAGACCCCAGUCCUUUGCUGGGACUUUAGAUACAUAAUGAAAUAUGGCGGUCCAGACGUAUGAUAACUCUCCUCUGCUCCCCUUCCCUCAUUGCCUUUAGGGGCAAUCAUUUUAUAACUUGGGGUUUUUUUUGUGGGGAGGGAUAUUGGGGUAGGUAACAGGGGAAAUAGGGCAUAUAAUCCUUUUUAAAUGUAUGUAAAUAUCUUUAUCUUAUUGAUUGGGUACUCAGUCCUUUGCAUGGAUAUAGAGGUACCCAAUGAAAAUCGAGGAUCAGUGUAUGACAAAUCUCCCAUUCUCCCCUUCCCCUGAUUGCCUGUCUAGGCAAUAGUAGAAUAGUUUUAUGUUACUUUACUUAUUUGUCUUGGAAGGAUAUAUAUUUUUGGUAUUCUGAAUAUGUGCAAAUCUAUUUUUAUUUCCUUAUUUCAUUUUGUAUUAUUUCUUUGCAUGGCUGUGUGAAGACCUAAUGAAAAUAGUUUCAUAAUAUGACAGAGCACGUCUUCCUUUCUCACAUAUUUUCUCAUUUAGCAAUAGCUAGUAUAGUUGCUUUGUGGUUAUUUCCUAGGAGAUCUGUAUCUAUAUCUAUGUUUGUAAUUUGUUCUCCCCAUCAUCAUUUCCCCUUAAUAUUUAAUCCUUUGCAGGGCUCUAAAUGUCACUAAUAGUACAGGCUCACUAGGUUCCAGCCAUCUGGCUUGAAGGUGUGGCAGUGUGGUAGUGUAACUAAUGGCUUCAGGCAUGCAGCAAGUCCGACUGGAGAGGACAUUGGAUAUGGUUGAGCUGUGAAAGCUAAUCAGGCCCAGCACUUUUUGUGUUGAGCUGAAUGAGAUAGUUAAAAGGGUCCUCUACUUUUGUAAAUAUCAUGGAGGCAGAAGACAGUGCUGAGUAAAAGUGUGUUUUAACUUCCUUGCUGGUUAAUCUUUCAGUAACUGGUAAGCCAUUGGAGCUGAUAAGCCAGCAGUAGUUUCCCAACAACUCAUUUGAAGAGAUUAAAGAGUAGCUUUUUUUUGUGGCCUGGAAUUGGAUUCAUCUACAAAAUUCUGGUGCAGUUCCAUCAGUAGCAUAUUCUUGAGUAUCCAGUAGAAAUGACUUAUUCUUGGAAUGAACCUUUUGAGUUACUGUCAUUGCUCUGGUGAAUGACAACGUGGGCCUGAAAAGUAACCCAAAAGAAAUUUUUGGCACAAGCCCUUUCUCUCUUUCAACACCCACAUGAGGCGGAACAUGUUGGCCCUUUCCUACCCAGAGCUCUUGUGUGGCUGCAUCUCUCUCCUCCAUCCAUUCUCCAUUAGCCGAACCAUUUCUCUCUUUUUUCCCUUUUGUCUGGAAUCCCUGAACUGUUAAAUGUUAUCUUCAAUUGCACUCAAAAAUUUAAACUAAUGCUGCCACAUUACUCUUGCAUUUUUGUGUGCAUUUCAUUCAUCCAGGCCUGUAUGCUUGCUUUGAGCAUUCUUGUAUCAUAUUUCACAUUGUCUCUUCAUCCAGCACAUGGUAAAUGUUAUGACUACACAUUUGUCUGCAAAUCAAAGCAAAUGCAUGUGUAAGCCUCCCUCCCUUCUUUUUUUUUAGCAUUUUAGCAUUGUUUAUUUUCACAUGUGUAGUGAUACUAUUCCGUGCUGAAGAUUUGCCAUAUCUUAUUUAAGAAACAUUGAUAGGACUUCUAGAAAAUUAUCAAAAUGUUAUUUGCUAUAUCAAACUCUCAGGUUCUACUGUUGAAAAAUUAGCCUAUAUGUUGCUAUUACUUAUACUUGCUGCUGUAAAAAAAAAUAACUUUUAUUCAUGACACAUUUAACUUUGAUCAUAAGUAAGAGAAAGGGGCACCUUUUUGGAAUUAGUCAUGGUAGUCAUUAGUGAUAUUUUUGAACAGUUUUUAUUUGAAAUACUUCAAAGGGGGUAAAGGUCAUGGCUUAGCUGAAUGAAAUGCUCCAGAAAUCGGACUGUGUAAACCAUCAGUACAGUAAUGCAUUUGUGUGUUUGUGUAUAAAAUGAGAAUUACAGCAUAAUUGGAGUAUUUGCAUUAAUCAGUAAGCUCAUGUUGAGACAAACCUGAGUCUCACAGCUGCCUUGAUUAAAGCCAAGUGUUCCAUGUUGCUGUGAAGAAGUCUCCUUCAAUACUUGGAAAGUAAUUACUUGGAAAACUGUAAAUGUAUUACAUCUUUGUAUUUAGACACCUAUAGAGAUACUUAAUUCCUUCAGUCUGAGCUUGUGGAUGGAAUUCUAAAUUUGUAUAAUAAAAACCUGUCUUUUGUGAAAGAUUUUAAAAAUAUGUAUAUAUAAUACUGUAUAUGCAAAUUGUGUUGUUUCACUUGUAAAGGGAAAAGCUUAUUUUUCUUUAUAUUUCUGAUAACUUGUUUUGCAUAUGACCAGCACUGAUCGAAAGGCAUGUGUAACUGCAAACACUGUUGCUUUUUUGUGAAAUAAAAAUAUUUAAAUACAAA
Messenger RNA from Cavia porcellus (domestic guinea pig), 12962 nucleotides. It is a transcript of the gene Lnpep, whose product is annotated as leucyl and cystinyl aminopeptidase. The transcript has 18 exons. NCBI's taxonomy places the organism in Eukaryota, Metazoa, Chordata, Mammalia, Rodentia, Caviidae. Gene Ontology annotation, biological process: peptide catabolic process; regulation of blood pressure; proteolysis. The record is from RefSeq and is a predicted model, not a curated record. The coding region runs from base 1571 to 4648 and encodes 1025 amino acids. Gene Ontology annotation, molecular function: zinc ion binding; metalloaminopeptidase activity; peptide binding. Gene Ontology annotation, cellular component: cytoplasm; plasma membrane.